Molecule: messenger RNA, 591 nt
Organism: Arabis nemorensis
Lineage: Eukaryota; Viridiplantae; Streptophyta; Magnoliopsida; Brassicales; Brassicaceae
Source: the annotation of a GenBank genome assembly
AUGACUUCUAUUGACACCGAGAUUAGGCCGAGAAGAACUUUUUAUCCUUUUCAAGCCAAAGCAGCUAAGAGAGCGUCUUGCGUUAUCUGUUUCGACGACGAUAUUCAUUAUGAUCUCAUGUUUUACGUUGGUAGAUGCGGUCAUUGGUUUUGCUUAAACUGUGUGAAACAACACAUAGAAGUGAAGCUUCUUGAUGGAAAGAUACCGGAUUGUCUUGAGCGUCGUUGGUGCAAGUUUCAGCUAUCUAUUGAUAGUUGUGUCAAGCUUUUGACUCCAAAACUGAGUUUGAUGUGGGAACAAAGAAUCAAAGAGGACUCAACUCCUUUAAAUGAGAGAAUUUACUGUCCGUACCAAAGUUGCUCUUACUUGAUGUCCAAAUCCGAGCUUUUGGCGUCGUUUUCUAUAUGUUUGGAUGUAGGAGAUGCUUCCAAUGCGGUGGCACCUUCUGCAUCUACUGCAAAGUUCCAUGGCAUCAUACGCUAUCGUGCACCGAGUGUGGAUAUGCUUUUUGCUACACGUGUGGAAAAGAAUGGAACUACUGGUCUCACGGAAGAUGCACCACUUUCUUCCAGGUGCUUGCUUUCUUUGUAG